This is a messenger RNA of Myripristis murdjan (pinecone soldierfish), 1980 nucleotides long. It is a transcript of the gene cfap52, whose product is annotated as cilia and flagella associated protein 52. Bases 1 to 1866 code for a protein of 621 amino acids. Gene Ontology annotation, molecular function: protein binding. The record is from RefSeq and is a predicted model, not a curated record. NCBI's taxonomy places the organism in Eukaryota, Metazoa, Chordata, Actinopteri, Holocentriformes, Holocentridae. The transcript has 14 exons.
AUGGCCACUGAUGCCAAGGAAAUUUCAAAACUUGAGCUGGAGGCUGUCAUCGGGUUCAACGGGUAUUUGCCUUCUGGCCUGAGCGUCCAUCCAGACAGAGAGCACCUGGUCUAUCCUCUGGGCUGCACUGUCAUACUGAAGAAGAUCAAAGAUGGCAAACAGGAGUUCCUGGACGGACACACGAACAAUGUAUCCUGUGUGUCAGUGUCCAAAAGUGGAUGCUACAUUGCGUCCGGACAGGUCAUCUAUAUGGGCUUUAAGGCUGAUAUAAUAAUCUGGGACUAUGCACAGCGAUCAAUCUAUGCCAGACUGCAGCUCCACAAAGCCAAGGUGGAGGCACUUUCCUUCUCUCCGAAUGAGAAGUACCUGGUGUCGCUUGGGGGUCAGGAUGAUGGCGGUAUAGUUGUAUGGAACAUUGAGACCAAGCAGGCUAUCUGUGGGAGCCCAGCCUCGUCUACCAGUGCCGGUCACUGCCUCACCGUACAGUACUCCAACACAAACGACAACAUCUUCGUCUCUGCCGGAAAUGGUACACUGCGAGUCUGGGAGCUGGACGUCCCCAAACGAAAAAUCAGACCGACUGAGUGUCAGACUGGCAAACUGAAGAGGUCUUUCAAAUGCAUCAAGAUCUCAGAGGAUGAUCAGUUCAUUUUCUGUGGCACGACCAGUGGAGACAUAAUGAAAGUCAACCUGAAGACGGGGCUCCUGAACAGCUGUGGGCCAGUUAAAAAGAAAUACAGCCUGGGUGUCAGCAGCCUAACAACGCUGAAAUCUGGGGACCUUCUUGUGGGCUCUGGAGCUGGGCUCCUCACUCUCUGCUCUGUAGAUAACUUCAAAAUUCUGAAGGAAGUCCAGCUGGAAAAAGGAGUGACCUCUAUUACUUUGAGAGGAGAGGGCCAGGAGUUCUUUGUUGGGACAGAGGCUGCUCAGAUCUACCGCUUCAGCUUCAAGGAUUUCAAGGCUGAACUCAUCUUCACCAGCCACAACAGCGCUGUCAGGGAUGUGGCCAUCCCUUUUGGUACGUCUGAGUUGUUUGGAACCUGUUCCCAGGAUGACAUCAGGGUUUGGUACAAAGACAAGCCCAAGGAGCUGUUGCGCAUCACUGUGCCCAACGUGACCUGCAAUGCCCUGGACUUCAUGGUUGAUGGACGGAGCAUCAUUAGUGCAUGGAAUGAUGGCAAGAUCCGUGUGUUUGCCCCGGAAAGUGGCCGACCGAUGUUGAUCAUCCACAAUGCCCACAGCAUGGGUGUGACUGCUAUUGCUGGCACCAGUGACUGCAAGAAGAUCAUCAGUGGAGGGGGAGAAGGACAGAUCCGUGUUUGGGAGUUGCAGCCACAUGGCCACCGGCUGCUGGAGACUAUGAAAGAGCACAAGGCCACUGUCACCUGCAUCAAGAUCAAGAGCGACAACAAAGAGUGUGUCACUGCCAGCUCUGACGGUGCCUGUAUCAUCUGGGACUUGGUGCGAUUUGUGAGAAAUCAGAUGGUGCUCGCCAACACGCUGUUCCGGACUGUGUGCUACCACCCAGAGGAAUACCAGAUCAUUACCAGUGGCACUGACAGAAAGAUUGGCUACUGGGACAUUUUUGACGGCUCGGCCAUCAGAGAGCUGGAGGGUUCCCAGUCUGGGGCCAUCAACGGCAUGCACAUCUCACAGGAUGGCAAACAUUUUGUCACGGGUGGAGAUGAUAAGCUGGUGAAGGUGUGGAACUACCAGGACGGUGACGUGACCCAUGUGGGGGUGGGCCAUGGUGGCAGUAUCACCAGUGUCAAGAUCUGCACCAACAGCCGCACUUUAGUCAGUACCAGCGCAGACGGAGCCAUUCUUCAGUGGAAGUUCCCCCAUCACUCCUCUUCCUCCUCCUAACAGGAUGCAUGGAGCCCUGGAGGACAGAGACUUUUGAACCAAACACACCACCAAACCUCUCCCAAACACAGCUGACCCCAUUCUUACACUAAUAUUGCAGAGCAAAUUUUUACA